AUGUGGCCGUUUGGAAACAGCAGCAACUCGGACAAGCCGGCACCGCCCCAGCCAUCUCCUCGAGAAACCGAUCCUCUACAGGACAAGGUAGAGAAGAAGGUUGUCGACGCCAAGAACGCCGUCCAUGACAAGUUCGAUCCCAAAAAGCUGCCCCCGCGGGAAAAGCUUCCGGAUGGUCUCCAGAAGAUAAUCGACAAGACUGACAAGGACGAUAACUUUUACGACGAUCUUGUCGAGGGCUACGCUCCACCGUCGACCGACUCCAACGUCCGUUACGCCGCCUACGCCUCCCGCUUCCGCACCAUCCUCCUGUCCGCCCACCGCUACGUGGCCUACACCUCCGACAUUGGCGAGUCCUUCCGCCCCGUUGCGCACCCGUGGCUCGUCCGCGGUGCCUACGGUGUUUCGUGGGCUUACAUCCUCGGCGACGUCAGCUACGAAGGCUACAAGGCCUACUUGCACAACGCGCGGGUGCUGGACCCCAACAUUGAGCUCACAUCGCGCCAGCAACGCAUUUUGGGUCUGAUCGACGAGAACGGCAACAAGAAGCUGGAGGACGACAAGCCGACGCCCGGCAAGAUCACGCCCCUCGAAGACUACCGCACCGUGAUGCUGCAGCGCGGUAUCUUCCAGAGCGUGGCCAGCAUGGGUCUGCCUGCGUUUACAAUCCACAGCGUGGUGCAGUACAGCGGUCGCGCGCUCAAGGAUGUGAAGAACAAGACGAUCCGGACUUGGGGUCCCAUUGGUCUCGGUCUGGCGGUCGUGCCCUUCCUGCCUACCUUGUUCGAUAAGCCGGUUGAGAAUGCGGUCGAGUGGGUCUUCCACAAGGGCUUCGAAACGUUUGGCGGCAAGGAGGCGGUUGGCCAUGCGCCACUUAUCGGGAGAGAAAGGACGCUCAGCGAGAAACCUGCUCCUUCCAAGGAGAAGAGAGAAUAA
Messenger RNA from Sordaria macrospora k-hell, 936 nucleotides. RefSeq lists its product as uncharacterized. Gene Ontology annotation, cellular component: mitochondrion. The record is from RefSeq and is a predicted model, not a curated record. Lineage: Eukaryota; Fungi; Ascomycota; Sordariomycetes; Sordariales; Sordariaceae. Gene Ontology annotation, biological process: mitochondrial fission.